This is a messenger RNA of Didymodactylos carnosus, 1086 nucleotides long. NCBI's taxonomy places the organism in Eukaryota, Metazoa, Rotifera, Eurotatoria, Philodinida, Philodinidae. The record is from the annotation of a GenBank genome assembly.
AUGGCAUCAAAUUCGGCAUCUACUGUAGCUCUGAUACCAUUUCCCUUUGAAACAAAACUAAAUGCUGUUACAGAUGAUUAUGAGGUAGGAAAUGAAGCACUAGGGGUUGGUGUUAACGGUAAGGUGUUAACAUGUUUUCAUCGGCAAAGAGUACAAAAAUGUGCACUAAAAAUCAUUCGAGACUCAGCUAAAGCCAGACAAGAAGUUAUUUUACACAAAAAAGCAAGCACAUAUCCGAAUAUUGUACGUGUACUAGAUAUUUAUGAAAAUGAACAUUCAGAUCAUCGAUGUUUAUUCAUUGUUAUGGAAUGUAUGGAGGGUGGUGAACUGUUUGAUCGAAUAAAAGAUAUAGGUCACGAAAAUUCAUUUUCCGAACACCAAGCUGCUGGCAUUAUGCGUUCAAUAUGUAAAGCUGUCAGUCAUUUGCACUCGAUGAACGUUGCACACCGUGAUUUAAAACUAGAAAAUUUAUUAUUUACAUCAAACGAGGAAGAUGCGGAAUUAAAACUGACUGAUUUUGGUUUUGCUAAAGAAUGCUCAGAUUCAACAAAAGAUUUAACAACACCUUGUUACAGCCCGUAUUACGUAGCGCCAGAAGUGUUAUCCAAAUCAAGUUAUGAUAAGGCAUGUGACAUUUGGAGCUUGGGCGUCAUUAUGUACAUUCUGUUAUGCGGCUACCCACCGUUUUGUUCAAACCACAGUUUACCCAUAAGUCCCGGUAUGGAAACUAAAAUUUGCACUGGUGACUAUCAAUUUCCAGAAGAGGACUGGUAUAUGGUAUCAGAUGAAGCUAAAAAUCUGAUACAAGCUAUGUUAACAGUAGAACCCGAAAAGAGACCAAAUAUUGAGACAAUAUUGAAAAAUUCAUGGUUAUCUGAAUUCACCACACAUGUUCCAAAAACACCAUUGGAUACACCACGUGUUCUUAUGGAUAAGUUACAAAAAUGGGAUAAUGUUGAAACAUCCAUUUGUGAAACGAAUAAAUAUAAUGGAAUGCCGAGUGACGAGGAAAUCAAUAUUUCAACAAGUAAUAAUGCUAUAUGGCAGCGACGGCAGAAACAACAGAAGAAUAAUAACAAGGAAUAA